Molecule: messenger RNA, 774 nt
Organism: Parasteatoda tepidariorum (common house spider)
Lineage: Eukaryota; Metazoa; Arthropoda; Arachnida; Araneae; Theridiidae
Source: RefSeq, a predicted model, not a curated record
AUGCUGGAUGUCGUUCCCUCUGCAUGGGUCAACCUGAAAGCGAAGCCAAAUGUUUGUCGUUGGCCCCCCUAUUCAACAAAUUCUAGGAUUGUGAGAGCAGCAAAAGCCAGUGUACAACCGGAAACUAAUUGGAAAAGAUAUGUUGUAAAAGUGAUCCACAAGUCUAGAUAUUAUCAAAAUGCUGUAAAAGCAUUAAAAAGAUUCCAAGCGCAGGAAGACAGUGAUAUCGAAAUGUUUUCUCCUGAAAGUACAGUGGAAAGCACACCUAGAAGACAGUUUCUCGAAAAAGUUAGGUCACUGGUUCAAUCCCCUCGCGCCUAUAAAUGUCCUGAGGGUUAUUCUGGUCUGGACUACGACCUCGAAGGUGCUGACCACUCUAAUGAUGGAUUCCCAACACAGGCCCCACAAAAAAAAUAUCUAAGUCAUGAGGAGAGGAUUCUAGAAGAACAUCAAUUCAAAGAGCCAUUCGACGCAGAGCCCCUAGAUGAUGAGCUCCUUGAAGCAGUGCCCCUUGAAGAAGAGGGUGAUCAACUAAAAACAUUUACGAUUGGAGAUAAGAGUUGCAACAACUGUAUAAAAUUACAAGGCCAACUUAAAGUUCUAUUUGACAUUUUAAAGUCGAUCAAAUCUCAAGUGGACUAUAACAGGGAACUGCUUGAAAAAAGAGAAGUUUCGAAAGAAGCACCACGCUUCUCCUUCAAUCUGUUAGAAAGCUACGAAGAGUGCAGCUUGUUGAAUGAGGAGUUAGAAAACGACUCAAGAUUUUUAACUUUC